Molecule: messenger RNA, 1602 nt
Organism: Megachile rotundata (alfalfa leafcutting bee)
Lineage: Eukaryota; Metazoa; Arthropoda; Insecta; Hymenoptera; Megachilidae
Product: RNA-binding protein 38
Cellular component (GO): nucleus; cytosol
Molecular function (GO): mRNA 3'-UTR binding
Source: RefSeq, a predicted model, not a curated record
ACUUAAAGGCAGUUCGGUACUCGCACGUGGGUCUUCGUUCGUGUUGGAUGUGUGCGCGCAGGGAACAUCGCCAAUUGUAAAGGACACCAGUCAGUUACCACGUACGUGUCAUAAAAAGUGUUUCGCGCCGGAUAUUCCUUUCAUCGAAAAGCAAAACCUGCGAAAUUUACCGACGAACCCGUGGUAAUUAAAUACGAGUUGUCUCUGUGCAUUGUUAACGUCGACUUAACUAUUAAUAGACACACACACGCACGCACGUACACGCAUAUAUAUUUUGUUACGCUAGUAAAGAAAUAGAGCUACGUUGUUAGUGUGAAUUUCUUCCUGGUGAUUUUCCUUGGAAUUUACGACAACGUUACAGUGCAUCUAGUGACAGUGCUCCGAAAAGUUAGAGAUAACCAAAACCCACUUCGCCUAGAUGCUGUUGAGCCUGUGACGCGGUUAACGUUGACCCAGGUAACGAGCAAGGUGUCAAAAUUGAGCAAGUCGUUCUCUCGUCCGGCGGUGAUCUCGCCAAAAUUUGGAGGAUGUUGAUGCCUGGUGCCGCUGGUCUCAGUGCCGUCGGCGCAGUGGGCGCUGUGGGGGCUCCAGGGCCGGACGAGCUGGUCUCGGGCCUCGGUGCCCUGGCCGGCACCACGCCACAACAAAAAGACACCACGUGGACGAAACUGUUCGUCGGUGGUUUACCGUAUCACACCACCGACAAAAGCCUUAGGGAACAUUUUAACGUGUACGGUGACAUCGAGGAAGCCGUUGUCAUCACCGACAGACAAACCGGAAAGAGUAGGGGAUAUGGCUUUGUGAUCAUGGGUGACAGGCCAGCAGCGGAGAGGGCGUGCAAAGACCCUAACCCCAUAAUCGACGGUCGCAAAGCAAACGUCAACCUGGCGAUUCUUGGAGCUAAACCCAGGGGUAAUCUGCAAGCGACAUUCCCGUUCGCUGCUGGCAUUCGAGCUGGAUAUCCCGCGGUUCUUCCUGGUCAAUAUGGGGUGCCACCGGGUUACGUGUACCAGUCGCCAUAUUUGGCGGCUGCGGCGCCAGGUGGUUUGGUUCCGCUUCCGGCCACGCAGUUGACUCACGCGGCCGCGAUGGCAGCAGCGUCCCAAUUCUACGAGUAUCAAAAUGUCGCCGCAGCGGCGGCCAGUUAUCCAGGGACCUCGUACAAUUUCGCCGAGGCUUAUCCUUAUACCAGCGCCGCCGCGGCUGGUAUGUGUUUGAAAAGUGUCCAGAGCAAGGACAGCAACGGGCUGAUACACCACCACCAGCAGCACACCGGUAGCAGCCCUGCGGUGCUGGCACAACAACGAUUGGAGAAAGCUCUCUUGCCACCCUUUCUGCCGUCCGUGCUACGUAGCAACGCGAACGCAGCAGCAGCAAGUUACGUGACACCAUACACGUAUGCAACGCUACCAGGUGCUGCAGGAUUGCCAGCAGCAGCAGCUGCAGCUGCAACGGCAGCGGGUGCAGCCUUCCCUGGACUCCCGUAUCAAACGACACCUCAAGAAGCAAGAUUACAAUAGAGACUAUGACCAGUCACAGACAAGAGAUCGGCACCAUCGAAUCCGCGACGCGAUACACCAUUCACGCCGUACAAAUUUCAGC